Mesocricetus auratus (golden hamster) is the source of this 2939-nucleotide messenger RNA. RefSeq names its product serpin family E member 1 (gene Serpine1). The record is from RefSeq and is a predicted model, not a curated record. Gene Ontology annotation, molecular function: serine-type endopeptidase inhibitor activity. The coding region runs from base 167 to 1375 and encodes 402 amino acids. Lineage: Eukaryota; Metazoa; Chordata; Mammalia; Rodentia; Cricetidae. The transcript has 9 exons. Gene Ontology annotation, biological process: negative regulation of vascular wound healing; negative regulation of plasminogen activation; negative regulation of endopeptidase activity.
GACCCGAGGCAGAGCACAGCUGGAUCAGGCUGCUGCAGAGCCCGAGAGCACUGUGAACCGGGAAAGCCGAACACCCGCCUCCCGCAGGACACAGCCAACCACAGCUGAGCAGCAGCCAACAAGCAAGACGAAGAGCCAAUCACAAGGCACCUUUGAAAACUCCAGGAUGAAGAUGGCUUCAGCGCGAGUCUGCCUCACCCUGGGCCUGCUUCUGGUCUUUGGGAAAAGCUCGGCUUUACAUCUUCAAGAGUCCCGCACAGCCCAUCAGGCCACCGACUUCGGAGUAAAAGUGUUUAAGCAUGUGGUCCAGGCCUCCAAGGACCGGAACGUGGUUUUCUCUCCCUAUGGGGUGUCCUCGGUGCUGGCCAUGCUGCAGCUGACCACGGCAGGGAAAACGCAGCAGCAGAUCCAAGAUGCUAUGGGAUUCAAAAUCAGCGAGAAGACCACAGCUCCUGCCCUCCGUCAGCUGUCCAAGGAGCUCAUGGGGCCGUGGAACCAGAACGAGAUUAGCACCGCCGACGCCAUCUUCGUCCAGAGAGACCUGGAGCUGGUCCAGGGCUUCAUGCCCCACUUCUUCAAGCUCUUCCGGACCACAGUGAAGCAGGUGGACUUCUCGGAGGUGGAGAGAGCCAGAUUCAUCAUCAAUGACUGGGUGGAGAGGCACACCAGAGGUAUGAUCAGUGACUUGCUUGCCAAAGGGGCUGUGGACCAGCUGACACGCCUCAUUCUGGUGAACGCCCUCUACUUCAACGGCCAGUGGAAGACCCCCUUCUCAGAGUCCAGCACCCACCAGCGCCUCUUCCACAAGUCUGAUGGCAGCACUGUCUCUGUGCCCAUGAUGGCUCAGACCAACAAGUUCAACUACACUGAAUUCACCACUCCCGAUGGCCACUACUACGACAUCCUGGAACUGCCCUACCAUGGGGAGACCCUCAGCAUGCUCAUCGCUGCGCCCUUCGAUAAGAAAGUGCCUCUCUCCGCCCUCACCAACAUCUUGGAUGCUGAACUCAUCAAACAAUGGAAAGGGAACAUGACCAGACUGCCCCGACUCCUUGUCCUGCCUAAGUUCUCUCUGGAGACCGAAGUGGACCUCAGAGGGCCUCUGCAGAAACUGGGCAUGACGGACAUGUUCAGCAUAGCCCAGGCCGACUUCACAAGUCUUUCUGACCAAGAGCAGCUCUCUGUAGCUCAGGCCCUGCAAAAAGUCAAGAUCGAGGUGAACGAGAGCGGCACAGUGGCGUCUUCCUCCACAGCCAUUCUAGUCUCAGCCCGCAUGGCCCCUCAGGAGGUGGUUAUGGACCGACCCUUCCUCUUUGUGGUUCGGCACAAUCCGACAGAGACAAUCCUCUUCAUGGGCCAGCUGAUGGAGCCUUGACAGCGAGGAGAGAGGCCUUCACUCGGGACAAAACUGGAGAAACUCUGAAGAAAAGACUUGUUUCAAGCACUCUUUCUGGAGGAGAAGGCAUUUCCCUUACUCCCACAGUGGCAAAUCUUCCAACCAGCCUCCCAGACCUCGGACUCUCGAAGGGCAGAGUCUCACUCCCGCACUGGCGUUAGACUCCCCUGUCUAACCCAGACUGUAGCGCUCACAGAGCCAUCGUCCGCUCCCACCAAUGCCCCACGGGGCGGGGCCACCAGGCCCUCACUCAGCAUACCUGGGCAAAAGUCACUCGUGUUCCAGUCACACCGCGGCCACCUCUUGCACCUUCCGCCGUCGCUGGGGCGGGUGCCACGGGCUAAAGGAAGAAACGCUGCCUUAUCUCAGGCUGCACCGUGGGACGACCACCUUGCCCAGCUCCCAAGGGCGGCAGGCGACAGACCAAGUGUUUGCCCAGUAUGGAGCCGGCUCCCAGCUCCUCUUGUGCCCUCCCGCCCGACACAUGCGCAUGCACAGGCUAUUUCAGAGUGUAGGUGACUUGUUUACAUAGCUUUUUUCAACCCACAAACUUUUUUUCUUUUGGGAACAGUGAAAGGUCAGAUGUGUGUGUGUGCGCCUGGCUCUUCAUCCUCCGUUGCCCCACUGGGGUGCAGGGGAGACGCCAGGGGUGUGUUUGAAUAUUUAUCACAUCCUUCUUCUUGUAUGCUUGUUGCAGAAAAAAAAAUACCGUUAAGGAAAACGCAUUUUAUUUAAGCCGUGGCACACGGUGUCCCGUUUGGGGUCUAUAUCCCUGUAUCUCAGGGGUACCGCACUCCACGCGCCUGCCCCUCCGGGUGGCCCCAGUGACGGGGGCUCACACUGCCGCCUAGCGGCAGCCUAACACACCCUUACCCCAAUGCUCCCCCUCUCCGGUUCCCCCUCCCGCGCCCUUCCCCUCCCGUGGCUUUUUUCCUUAGGGACCUUGCCAAGGUGAUGCUUGGCAGCCCACGUUAAAGGAAGAAGAAGAAGAAAAACAUUGGGUGGGAGAGAGAGGUUUGAGGGAGGGCAAAGUGGUUUCAAAUUUUUCCAAUGCAUUCAGGAGCAGAAUGGCACUAGGGGCUGUGUGACCUAACAGGACAGAACUUUCUCCAAUUACUGGGUGACUCAGAGCCGCACUGGUGAGUCACUUCAAUGUGUCAUUUCCGGCUGCUGUAUGUGAGCAGUGGACACGUGGGGGGGGGGAAUGGAAGAGACAGCCAGCUCCCAGUCAACCACCUUAGUUAGAUAAUCAUUUUGAAAGUCUCCAAUUUACUGAAAAAUUGCGCAAGAGGUAGCGUGAAUGUAAUCUCAUAGCAGGCCACUCUGCAGCAUUACGUCUCCACCGGAAGAAGAAAACAAAACUCAUUCUCUCUCUUCCUCUCCCCCUCUCCUCUUCCUAUUCAUUAUGCACUGGACAGCCACAUGCCAUGUACCCACAGAGGCCCCAGAUGUGGGGUCGAAUGUUCUUGAAUUUUGUUGGUAACAUGCUUUUUUUUUUCCACUUUUGGUAUAUAAACAAUAAAAACAAUAUGCAAUAUGCAAA